This is a messenger RNA of Neolamprologus brichardi, 2610 nucleotides long. The record is from RefSeq and is a predicted model, not a curated record. Lineage: Eukaryota; Metazoa; Chordata; Actinopteri; Cichliformes; Cichlidae.
UGCUGACAGUUGGGGCUGAGCCGGGGAGAAACGAGCAGCGACGGGCGCUCCUAGUUCGUCCCUGCAGCGGGCACCACCGUGGUCAUCUCAGGAUACGCACGGCUGUUUUCCUGUUUUUCCUUUUUUGAAGAACCCCCCGAGCUUUUCAGGCAUGCUUUCUCCUUCUGUCUUCGUGGGUAAGCGGGACGCGGGUGAAUAACACUUCCCUUCAGCGGCUGGAUAAAUGACUUGAGAAACUCUCGUCGAAGUGAGCGGACAGAGAAAGCGGUUGUACGGGAGAUGAAUGUUACCGGGAAACAGCAACCUGAGCUGAUCGAGCGACCCGCCAGCCUCCCGGUUCCAACUUCGACAAAAUCUGGAAUUGCUUUGCUGUACAAUGAGGAGACCAACAAUACCUAUGAUGUCUGCCUGAAAUUGACCAAAGAGGUAUUAACCAUACAGAAGCUGGAUGUGGUUUGCACGAGUGGAAGUGAAUCCCAAGUAAAUCACAGAACUGUUGUACUGCGAAGACAAGCGACCGGCGGUCUGGGCUUAAGCAUCAAAGGAGGUGCAGAGCACAACGUGCCAGUGGUUAUUUCAAAGAUUUUUAAAGAUCAAGUAGCCGAUCAAACGGGGAAGCUGUUCGUCGGGGACGCAGUGUUGCAGGUCAAUGGCAUUAAUGUAGAGCACUGUACUCACGAGGAAGUUGUUCACCUCUUGCGUACUGCGGGAGAUGAGGUCACCAUCACUGUUCGCUACCUGCGAGAAGUUCCAUCAUUUCUAAAACUGCCUCUAGGAACAUUCGGCACCACUUGUGAUCAUGCUGCUUCUAUUUUCUUGUCAGGAAAGACAUUGCCUUUAUUUGACACUGGUGCUCACGCAUCGUUCAUGUAUUCCACGCAGGCUCCAUCACCCCCUUCGCCCUCAGCUAAUGAACCAAAGUAUGAGAAGCGCUGGCUGGAUGCAGUCUCCCUGCCCUUGUUGAUGGCCAGAGUCUCCAGAUACAAAGCUGGCAAAGAUAAAUUAAGGUUCAACUGUUUUGAAGUUUUUGCCUUGGAUGGAGCCAGCACCAAUAUUCUUCAAUUUUGCACUGCAGCAGAAAGCACAGACUGGCUCCAAGCAAUAUCCACAAAUAUCAAUGACUUGACGCAGGAGAAUAUAAAGAUCAUCAACAAGUACUGCUCUUCAGAUGAUCAAAUUGUUCACAUGGGCUGGGCAUGCGAAUGCCCCGAGGGUAGCGCUCCUGGUCGAUCUUCAACAUUUAAGUUCCUGGCACUGCGAGGACCAUAUUUUUAUAUCUUCAAAAGUCCGCCGAUCAGUGCUGCUGACUGGGGACAAGCUGAAACAACAUAUAACCUCUAUGAGGUUCUUUUCAAGGUUCACAAGCUGUGGAUGGCAGAGGACUGCUGGCUCCAGGCAAGGCUCUACUUGGGACUGGAGCAUUCUCCUGAGCAGGACACGGAGUCUCUGUGCUUCAGUAUUCUGGUCGGCCACGGCCAGAGCCACACCUUCAGGGUAGAGCUGGCCACUGACCUGGCUAUCUGGGAGAAGUCCUUCCAAAGGGCUGUCUUCUUGGAAGUGCAGCGAAUACAAUCCAAAAGCUACAUGUGCAGCAGCCAGGGGAAUGUGCUGUGCUUCACCAUAGAUUUUGCAUCAGGCUUCACCUGCUCUGAAAGCACUUCAAAGACAAUACUGUGGCGAUACAAGUUCUCUCAACUUAAAGGCUCCUCUGACGACGGGAAAACCAGGGUAAAGCUCCUUUUUAAGAAUCCCGAAAGCAAGCAGAUAGAAAUGAAGGAGCUGGAGUUUGCUAAUCUGACAGCCGUCCUCCACUGUAUACAUUCUUUUAUCGCUGCCAAAGUGGCCUCCAUGGACCCUCUCUUUAUGUGCAGUCAAAGCUUCCUUGGAAAUUACACGAACAGUUAAGACGACACGUCCUCAUCGUGAUGUGCACCUGAGGCAAAUCAGCAGUAUUUUAUGCACAGAGCCCAUUGAUAUGUAUAUCUUGUUCUUGCUAUUUUUGUAUGGACUUCUGAAAACGACAUCUUUGUAAAAGACUCUUGAGGUGGGUAAUGUCAGAUCUACUGAAAGAAAAAUGCGGUUUCGCUUUUAGACAACUAUCCAGUGGGAAAAGAUAUACAGUUCUUCCAUUCUUCAGUUUGCCCCCCCCCCAAUUUGAUAAUUAUUCAGAGUGAAACUUAACACCUAUGAUAAAAAAAUUAAAUUAAAAAAAAAGUAGCUGCCACUGUGUUUAACAGAACCUAAAAAUGAAUUUUGCUACAUGUCUACCUACAAAUAUUGAAGAAAUUUCAGCUGGGUAAAUGAAGCGGAUACUGUCACAGGGGGAUACAGGAUUAAAACAGGCCUUUGACAGGGAUAUUUCCAACAAUGAUGAGAAAGCGUACUCUUUUUUUUUUGUUUUUUUUUUUUAAUCCCCCCAAACUUCCUGUGGUUUACCUAGUAAUGUCAUGUCUGAAAAAGUACCGCAAGCACCCUACAAUAAAAAGCAAAAAUAAUAGCCUCCAAAUAACCACAGAGUUGACUCGACAGCACUCUGAUACGGGGCCCAGACUAAAAUUAAAGAAACUUCCCAAAGGCAGCGCUGGUGCCAGGCUUCAGUACUUCACUGGU